AUGAGUGAUGAAGGUCGUGCAUUACGUCGUAAACAACAAGAAAAUGUUCGUGAAUUACGAUCAAAAUUAGUUGAUGCUGGCCUUCCAGUAAUAAUGUCACCAAGCCAUAUUAUACCAAUUCAUGUGGGUAAUGCAGCACUAGCUACAUUAUUAUGUAAUCAUUUACUUGAUCGUUAUUCAAUUUAUAUUCAAUCGAUUAAUUAUCCAACUGUUCAACGAGGAACAGAACGUUUAAGAAUUGCUGCUACACCUUAUCAUACAAGUGAAAUGAUCGAUCAAUUAGUAGAUGCAUUAACACAUGUUUGGAAAGAUGUUGGUCUUGCAUUAAAAAGUGUUGCACAACCACAACAGCAACAACCAAUAGCCUUGAGACAUCAUGCUUAA
Molecule: messenger RNA, 384 nt
Organism: Rotaria sordida
Lineage: Eukaryota; Metazoa; Rotifera; Eurotatoria; Philodinida; Philodinidae
Source: the annotation of a GenBank genome assembly